AUGGACAGAAUAUUGUUAAGGUUUCGACCCAUCGCUCCCAAGCCCGGAACCACCACCGCCGAUACCUUUUUAAAAUCCGGCGAAUCCACAAAAAAACACUCCAAAUAUAACUUCGCCAAAAAACGCUGCAACCGUCGUAGGAAAACUGUUCCUCCGCCGGCGGUUACUCUCUCGCUUCUACCUGAAACUCCAGAUCCGACAUAUCCUAUUUCUCCCGAAGCAAAUAGCAGAAACGAACUUCUUCCUGAUGCUCCGGUAUGGCUGGGUUUCGAGAGUGAAGGUCAUACUGCCGCAUCGGAGAAGGUGGAUCCUGCGGUGGUAGCGUUAGGUUCAGUUGUGACGGUUGAGUGCGUGACGGACACGUGGAUACAGGGAGAUGAAGCAUGUGAGUGGUUGUUGGGAAGUAAAGACGAAGAGGAGAGGAAGAUGAAACUAGAGAAGGACACGUGUCCGGUAUUUAUAUCAGACGGUUACGGGAGAGUGACGUGGAGGAAUAGUGCGUAUAAGGAAAUAGUGGGAGAGGGUGGGGUUUGGUUAGCGAAGGUUCCGUAUCCGUACAGUUAUUGCAAAGGGUUGACGUGCAGGGUGCGAGUGAAAUACGCGUGUGGGAAAGAGAGAACGGUUCCAUGUGAUGCGUGGAGAAUGGAUAGUGGUGAUUUUGCAUGGAGAUUAGAUGUUACUGCAGCUCUCACAUUAAGUAUCUUCCCUUUCUAA
Messenger RNA from Cicer arietinum (chickpea), 714 nucleotides. RefSeq lists its product as uncharacterized. NCBI's taxonomy places the organism in Eukaryota, Viridiplantae, Streptophyta, Magnoliopsida, Fabales, Fabaceae. The record is from RefSeq and is a predicted model, not a curated record.